AUGAUCCGCGACCCGUUCGGCAUCCACAGCAAAAACGUAUUCAAAGAUACAGCGUUGCGAGCGGCGCAGAAUAUCCGGGAGGCAGCGACGCAGGCGAGCGCAAAUGCCCUAGAAAUGUCGUUUUCCAUGCCCAAACACGUGCCCGACUUUGGGGAUCCUAGUCGAGCACUGGAAGACCGCGCCUGGGCGGCUCUGUCGCGGAGAGGCGGUCCGGGAGUUCUAGGGAGUGGCUUGUUCGAGUCGGAUACACUACCAAUGUACAAAGACAAGCCGUAUGCCUAUGCGCCAUCAAUGCGACUGCGGCCUUGGUGGCGGCGCAAGAAGGUGCUGGGGACGUUGAUGGCGGCGGCGGUGUUUGUGCUAUACAUCAUGGGCUUCUUCUCGGGACAUCCCGAAGCCAAAUCUUCCGGGUCGGCGUUCUCUUGGCUGCGUCUGUCUCAGGAUAGGGACCACGUGGACUGGGACGAACGGCGGCAGAGCGUGGUCGAAGCCUUCGAGGUGAGCUGGGAUGCCUACGAACGCUAUGCAUGGGGCAAGGAUGAAUUUCACCCGGUUUCGAAAAGCGGCAGGAACAUGGCGAAGAAGGGCCUUGGGUGGAUCAUCAUAGACGCUCUGGACACGAUGAUACUGAUGAACUCGACAUCACGCCUGCAACAUGCACGAGAAUGGCUUUCCACAUCGCUGACCUGGGAUCAAGACCAAGACGUCAACACUUUUGAGACUACCAUCCGUAUGCUGGGUGGGCUGCUCUCUGCCCAUUAUCUAUCCACCGAAUAUCCCACCCUUGCGCCCUUGGUCGAGGAUGACGAAGGGGCUCCCGGGGAAGAUUUAUAUCUCGAGAAAGCUAGAGAUCUGGCGGACAGGCUACUUUCUGCCUUUGACUCUGACUCUGGUGUCCCGUAUGCUAGCGUCAAUCUGGCAGAGUACAAGGGCCUCCCGUCUCAUUCCGACAAUGGAGCUUCUUCCACGGCUGAGGCCACGACUCUUCAGCUAGAGUUCAAGUAUCUGGCCAAGCUCACUGGCGAGAAGAAUUUCUGGGACAAGGUUGAAAAGGUGAUGGAGGUUGUCGAUGAUAAUCAUCCGGAAGACGGUCUUGUGCCCAUCUACAUUUACGCGGAUUCGGGCGAAUUCCGAGGCCAGAAUAUUCGUCUGGGAAGCAGGGGUGACUCUUAUUAUGAGUACCUUAUUAAGCAAUAUCUUCAGACGAACAAGCAAGAGCCCAUCUACGAAGAGAUGUGGAAUGAAGCUCUCGCGGGCGUGCGAAAGCACCUGGUGACCUACACGGAGCCUUCCGGCUUCACCAUCAUCGCUGAGCGCCCAGACGGCUUGGAGUAUGCGAUGUCGCCGAAGAUGGACCACUUAGUUUGCUUCAUGCCAGGGACCAUUGCGUUGGCGGCCACCGGUGGCAUCACUGAAGUUGAGGCGCGGAAACUGCCCACUUGGUCCAAGAAGCAGGACGACGACAUGCAGCUGGCAAGGGAGCUCAUGCAAACCUGCUGGGGCAUGUACAAGUAUAUGAAGACGGGCCUGGCCGCCGAAAUCACCUACUUCAACAUUCCCAACCCGCCGCUGGAGGAAUCGGCGCCCCAUCAAGCGCCGGCCGAGUUGGACGAGGAUCCGCACGCCGAGUGGCGCAAGGACUUUGUGGUGCACUCUAACGACGUGCACAACCUGCAGCGCCCAGAGACUGUCGAGAGCUUGUUCUACAUGUGGAGGAUCACCGGCGACGUCAAGUACCGCGAAUGGGGCUGGGAAAUGUUCAAAUCGUUUGCCAACUAUACUGCGGUGGAAGAUCAAGGGGGCUUCACGAGCCUGCUUGAUGCCAACACCAUCCCGCCAAUGGUUAAGGAUAAUAUGGAAAGUUUCUGGCUGGCUGAGACACUCAAGUACAUGUAUCUCCUCUUCUCGCCAAACGACUUAUUGCCUCUGGACAAGAUUGUGCUGAACACGGAGGCUCAUCCGUUUCCCAGGUUUGACAUGGGACCGUUGUUCUCCACUGGAUGGAAGCGAAAGCCUCCGGGUUCGAUCAGCAGGACGCCCAAGACGACUGACCAAAGAGUUGGAUGA
Trichoderma aggressivum f. europaeum is the source of this 2067-nucleotide messenger RNA. Its product is annotated as CAZyme family GH47. Gene Ontology annotation, cellular component: endoplasmic reticulum; membrane. Gene Ontology annotation, biological process: carbohydrate metabolic process; mannose trimming involved in glycoprotein ERAD pathway. Gene Ontology annotation, molecular function: mannosyl-oligosaccharide 1,2-alpha-mannosidase activity; calcium ion binding. The coding region runs from base 1 to 2067 and encodes 688 amino acids. The transcript is spliced from 3 exons. The record is from RefSeq and is a predicted model, not a curated record. Lineage: Eukaryota; Fungi; Ascomycota; Sordariomycetes; Hypocreales; Hypocreaceae.